UCGAUUUGAUUGUGUGAGGAGUCAAACGGAGGCCGGCGGGCGCAGUUUCGGGGUGUGAAACGGUCUGAGGUGAGCUGGUUUCGGGGCUCCUGCAGGAUGCUGCCUGGGCGCAUGCUGAGGUGCGCUGUGGCGCGUCAGGUCACCCCGCGUCUGACCUACAGCACCGCAGCACAACCGCAGGUGAAGCAAAAAAAGACGAAGUUUGGCCCUCUGAGAGAUGAAGACCGAAUAUUUACCAACUUAUAUGGCCGCCAUGACUGGAGACUCAAGGGAUCCCUCAAGCGAGGAGACUGGUACAAGACCAAGGACAUCAUGCUGAAGGGAUCAGACUGGAUCCUCAAUGAGGUGAAAAUCUCAGGGCUUCGGGGCAGAGGAGGAGCAGGCUUCCCCACCGGCAUGAAGUGGAGCUUCAUGAACAAACCCAGCGACGGCAGGCCCAAGUACUUGGUGGUGAAUGCAGACGAGGGCGAGCCGGGGACGUGUAAAGACCGUGAGAUAAUGCGUCAUGACCCUCAUAAGCUAAUAGAAGGCUGCCUGGUCGCUGGGAGAGCCAUGGGCGCUCGUGCUGCGUACAUCUACAUCAGGGGAGAGUUUUACAAUGAGUCGUCAAAUCUGCAGGUGGCCAUUAAUGAGGCGUACAAAGCAGGACUGAUAGGGAAGAACGCGUGCGGCUCGGGGUAUGACUUUGAUGUGUUUGUGAUGCGGGGAGCUGGAGCCUACAUCUGCGGGGAGGAGACGGCCCUCAUCGAGUCUCUAGAGGGCAAGCAAGGGAAACCCCGGCUCAAGCCGCCGUUCCCUGCAGACAUAGGGGUGUUUGGAUGCCCAACCACGGUUUCCAACGUGGAGACGGUUGCUGUGGCGCCUGCGAUCUGUCGUCGAGGCGGAGCUUGGUUCGCCAGCUUUGGGAGGGAGAGGAACUCUGGGACGAAGCUGUUCAACAUCUCCGGUCAUGUGAACACACCGUGCACGGUGGAGGAGGAGAUGUCUAUUCCUCUGAGGGAGCUAAUAGAGAGACACGCAGGGGGAGUGAGGGGCGGCUGGGACAAUCUAUUAGGAGUGAUCCCAGGGGGGUCCUCCACUCCCAUCAUCCCUCGCCACGUGUGCGAUGAUGUUUUGAUGGAUUUUGAUGACCUGGUCCGCGCAGAGACUGCAUUGGGAACUGCCGCCAUCAUAGUUUUGGAUAAAUCGACCGAUGUGAUCCGAGCCAUCGCACGUUUGGUUGAGUUCUACAAACAUGAGAGCUGUGGCCAGUGCACCCCCUGCAGAGAAGGAGUUGACUGGAUGGAUAAAAUGAUGUGGCGGUUUGUUCGAGGAGAAGCAGCAGUUUCAGAGAUCGACAUGAUCUGGGAGCUAAGCAAGCAGAUAGAGGGACACACCAUCUGCGCCCUGGGGGACGGAGCUGCCUGGCCUGUGCAGGGACUGAUCCGCCACUUCCGGCCAAUCAUGGAGAGCCGCAUCGCUCAGUAUAACAAGAAAAACCCUCCAAGAGAGCCGGAGAUUGAGAUGAUCUGACACUGUGCAGAUGCCCAUUUCAGCAUUCAGUCAGUAUUAAUAGGUCAUUAUGCUAUACUGCUUUACGUACAUCACUUUUAACAUAGUUUUUAAAUUUGUUUUUUAUUAGUAUUAACAAGGUUGCUGUUCUGCUUUCAAAUGUUUUCCAAGUUUAAAGUUAUCUUCACUGCAACUCUGUAUUUUUUAAGGGUUUUCACAUGGUGAGUGGUCUAUUUAUAUAUUAUCAAUUCUGCAGCAAGUCACUUUAAUCCACUAUGUACUCUGGCAGGCAGGACUGUUGACAGCUAAUUGGCAGAUGUUGCCAACUUGGUUUGUCAUGAUCUCUUUGCCAAGUGUGGCAGACCGGACUUUAAUAGGGGAAAAUACAAGUAACAAGGAUUCACAAGCUCAAACACCGCAAUAAAUUAAGUUUAUUUAUUUCAUAAAAGCAUGAAAUAAAUUCAAUAGUUUUACUACAUGUUAGUCCAACAUGAUCUUUACAAAAAGACCAGAAUAGAAAAGGAUGGUGUCACUGACUUGAACAGGGAAAAAGGAAAGGGGGUGACAGAGUAGGAAAAGCUGUAUUAGGGAUAAAAUGAAAAGUAGUCAGUGAUGUACAACAUGACUGCCUUGUAAUAUUGUUUGUACAAAGACACUAUAUUCAAACACUUGGCCUUGCAUGUGUUUUUAUCCCAUUCCAAAUAAAACUGGAGGCAGAAUAUCGCUCAUCUGACCAUCUAUACACCCACAAAAUAGUUUGGAAUAUCAGUCCUGCAAAUGUUCAUCUUCAAACUAUAAUGUGUGACACCCCCCCCAGUCUUCCAAAAUAUUAGUAUGUCCAUUUGGACCCAAGUACUAAAAUAAUGCUGCAACCAACGUGUAGCUGUUAAGAGUCAUCCAUGUGAUGAACGGGUGAUGAGUGAUGAAAAAAAAAACAGGCUCAGUUUGGGUGAACAUCCUGUAAGACUCGGCACAAAGCACUGAGGGAGUUUAGAUUUUUCCUGUUUCAGGGUGCCAUCCAGAAAGGCAUAGACUGCGACUGUGCUUUAGCACGAGGGGGUGGUGGAGGAGGGCAGCGAUAGCCCUGUGUCCAGCCUGAGGAGGUGGAGGUAGGGGGAACUGCCCCAGGGUUACCUGGCCCUGAGGCUUUGGAGGUUGAGUGGUCUUCCUCUUCAUCAGAGGAGUCUCCGGUGUACGCCACCAAACCAGUUUUCAAUCUCUUUGC
Molecule: messenger RNA, 2716 nt
Organism: Chelmon rostratus (copperband butterflyfish)
Lineage: Eukaryota; Metazoa; Chordata; Actinopteri; Chaetodontiformes; Chaetodontidae
Product: NADH dehydrogenase [ubiquinone] flavoprotein 1, mitochondrial-like
Exons: 10
Coding region: 97-1512 (471 amino acids)
Biological process (GO): mitochondrial electron transport, NADH to ubiquinone
Molecular function (GO): FMN binding; 4 iron, 4 sulfur cluster binding; NADH dehydrogenase (ubiquinone) activity
Source: RefSeq, a predicted model, not a curated record